Molecule: messenger RNA, 309 nt
Organism: Paramecium primaurelia
Lineage: Eukaryota; Ciliophora; Oligohymenophorea; Peniculida; Parameciidae
Source: the annotation of a GenBank genome assembly
AUGUUAACGAAAAAUUAAUAUGCAUAACUUCCAGUUCAAUCUGUUUUAUACCAAUAAUAGACUUAAACUAAUUUAAAAACUUUCUACUUAGCAAUUUUAAUCAUCUAUCUAACUAAAGAUGAUACAGUUGAUCUUAAUUACUAUUUUAAUAUUCUUUUGUCAUAAAUAGCUUUAAUUUUAAAUAAUAUUAUAUAUAUCACCUUAAACUUCAAUGGUAUAUUAACAACAAGCAGCCUAGAGUCAGAUGUAUACAUAAUAAAAUCAACAUGUCAAAACAAUAUAAUAAUACCACACAUAUAUAACAAAUGA